AUGCUCUAGGAAGUGUUAAGAAACUUCAAGGAACUUCGAGCCAAAUUUCAAAAGCUUGAUGCGCCAUCUCUUCCAGGACCUGUUAAAUUCCCAGAAGGUGUUUCUCAAAAGGGUGACACUGGAAGCAGACAGUCCACAAAGACUUUGGCCAGUGGGAAACACCCCUCUUCCAACCACAGUGAGCCCCUACCCAAUUGUGCCAGUGGUGACUCCCAGACUCUUAAACCCCAGAAGGUGAAGUUGGCUCAGAAGAGCGAGACUCAGAAAUGUUCUAAUUCCCUGGAACCUCCUGGGGGUUCUUCUGGCUCUUCAGUAAAUUCACAGAAGGCUUCUCUGCUGUUAGAUGUGAAUCAGUCAAAUGCUGAGAUCACCAAUAAGAAGAAAGUAAUGGUGAACAACAGCUUCAGAAACAAGCUCUGGAACUGGGAGGUUUUAUCUCAGAAAAGUAAGAUGUCAUCAGUCUUUACCCCUGCCAGUUGUGGAAGCAGGGCCUUCCAUCUGCAAGAGCGGAAAAGCAUGGGGCUUACUCCAGAGGAGCCCAGGAAACAUAUGGAACGAAUAGGAGCCCAGACCCUUCCUUCCCAGAGGCUCUUGAUGGCCCAAAGAAGAUUGUGUGCCACCUCCGAAGAUCCCACUGUUCGACUUUCUCAAAAUAGCAGGAGGAGCCCAGCAAACCCCAGUCCUGAGAAGAGCCUGGCAGGGAGCACCAGCCACCCUGUCUAUGAUGGUGAGCUCACCAGCCAGGCCCCAGAGGACCAGCCAGAUGUCAGUCAUCCACAACUUCCCAAUACCAAGCCACUGCCUUCCGUCAAGUCCCUGGGUCCUCCCCCCGCAAAGCCACUGAGGCCCCCGGUCGUGAACCUCCAGGCUUUCCAGAGGCAGGCAGCUGCUCUUCCCAAGACCCACAGGGAAGCAGCUGGGGAGGAAGGCGACCAGCCUCCAGAGAGUGCUGAAUUUGAAGAACCACAUAAUUCCGAGGCAACAAUUUCCUGUCUGAGACACUCCAGCAACUCCAUUAACCUGUGCACCACAAAAGAGAUUGCUGAUUCAACUUAUGAAGUCAGAAUUGAAGAACUCCAAAAGAUGCAUUCCUGGAAAGGUGUGCAGAGAACAGUUUAUUUUUCUAAGUCAAAUUACACGUUCCCGCUGGCACGCACCGUAACUUCAGAAACGCCUGUUUUCUUUUCGAUUGAUCUUCAGUUACACUGGCAGCAGUUCAUGGAAUGUUCUGUCGUCAGCGUCUACCUUUGCUCUCCUUGGAAGAGUUUUCUCCGUCAAGGACUUAGCCUGAAACAGGAAGACGAAGAUAAAAAAAUGAAGGAAAAAGAGCCAUGCAGAUUGGAACCACGAAAAACAGAAAAGGAUCUAUGUUCAGACUAUGUUUCCAAGGUGGGUGCCUAUGAAGACACACCUAGAAAAACCCAGAUGGUGAAAGUCCACAGGGGUAGGAGGAGCACACUGGCCGGGAAGCAGGACACUGAGAUUGACGUCAUCCAGACAGAGGCCUGCCUCAAGGACCCCAAGCUGGCCAUACACUCCGAUGGCCACUGGGGGUAUGUGAAGGCCUUGGAGAUGACUAAAGAAACCCCAGGCCAAGGAGCCUUUAAACCAAAUUCCAUUUCCGAGACGUAUGAUGAUGUUGAGUACCCUGGGAGAGAGGGAGCAAAGUCAGAUUUCUCUAACUCAUUUGUCUCAGAUAAUGAAAAUAGUGAAGAAAUGUAUGAAGAGGUCUACAGAACAAACAGCAACUACCCAAAGAUAGAUUUAGAUGGAAAAGAAGCACUUAAAAGACUGCAGAGGUUCUUCAAGAAAGAAAAGGAUAGAUUUAAAAUGAAGAAAACCAAGUCAAAAGAAAAUAUAAGUGCAUUCUCCAUUUCGCUGCCUGACUUAGAACUUAGGUCUCAGGAAGUUAUUAUCUAUGAUGAUGUGGACAUAAAAGAAAAAAAGUCAAAUGACGAAGAUAAACUAAAGACUUGGAAGCCCAAGUUUUUGAUAUCAAAGGAAAAAAAAGAGAAAAAUGGUGCUAAAGAAUCAGAAAGCUUAUCUCCCAGGAAUUUCUUCAAAACCAAGAAGCAAAACUUAGAAAAGAACAGAAUGGAAAGAGAAGAAAAACGUUUUAGAGAAAGAUUCGAGUAUGACAAAGAAAUUACUGUCAAGAACACAGCAGUGGCAUGUUCCAAUAAUUCAAGAAAUGGAAUAUGUGACUUGCCAAUAACCCCUGGAGAAGAACUGGAAGUCAUUGAUACCACUGAAGAAAAUCUAGUGAUAUGUCGCAAUUCUAAAGGCAAAUAUGGAUAUGUGCUAAUUGAGCAUCUAGAUUUCAAGUAA
Messenger RNA from Lipotes vexillifer (Yangtze River dolphin), 2328 nucleotides. RefSeq names its product FYN binding protein 2 (gene FYB2). The transcript is spliced from 19 exons. NCBI's taxonomy places the organism in Eukaryota, Metazoa, Chordata, Mammalia, Artiodactyla, Lipotidae. Gene Ontology annotation, biological process: integrin-mediated signaling pathway; protein localization to plasma membrane; T cell receptor signaling pathway. Gene Ontology annotation, molecular function: protein binding. Gene Ontology annotation, cellular component: plasma membrane. The record is from RefSeq and is a predicted model, not a curated record.